AUGUCUCCGGUCCACGUCUUGGACAAUUACUAUCUCGCUAUCACCCUGCUGGUCACGGUUGGCUAUCAGCUCUCUGGAUUUGUCAUAGCUUGGACGUUCCAGUUCGACAAGAUCACCGACUUCACGGGCGGUUCAAACUUCUUCAUCCUAGCGCUGUUGACUCUACUCCUCGAAAACACGUUCUAUGCGCGUAACAUCGUCGCGAGUGUGCUCGUCAUGUUAUGGGCGUCUCGACUUUCAGGUUUCCUGCUCUUCCGGGUCCUGAAGAUGGGAAGCGAUACUCGGUUUGACGACAUCCGCUCGCAUUUCUUGAAGUUUUUGGGGUUCUGGGUCGGGCAAAUCGUUUGGGUCUGGACGGUGUCCCUUCCAUUGAUCAUCCUCAACUCGCCAGCGGUGUCCGACCCGGCCUUGGGCGGUUCCAAUCCGGCAUUCGGAACCUCACGAGAUAUUGCCGGCAUUGUCCUCUGGGCGCUUGGAUGGGUCAUCGAAACUGUCGCCGACGCGCAAAAGUUCUAUGGCAAGAAUAAGGGGUGGCCGAAAGAUCGCGCGUUCACGCUCGGUUUGUGGCGAUGGAGCAGGCACCCGCCCUACUUUGGAGAGAUGAUGUGCUGGUGGGGCAUCUGGAUCCUGUGUCUAUCACCUACCACGAACGGCAGUCUGCCCGCGUCGGCACGGGCAGCACAGUAUGGCAGCGUCGUAUCGCCGGCUUUCACAUUCAUCUUGCUGAUGUUCGCAUCAGGAGUUCCCACCGCCGAAAAACCUCAAGCAAGGCGAUUCUACCUGAUGUCGUACGGUCCGAGGGCCAGCUCACCGCAUGCAUGGGAGCAUUACAAGAAUUACCUCAAGAAGACCUCGAUACUCGUUCCGUUCCCUCCUACGAUGUACCGAAUAUUGCCGAGAUUAAUGAAGCAGGCGCUGUUCUUGGAUUUACCUAUGUUCGAGUUCAAAGAAGGCGCAGAUGGUCUUGCCGCCGUAGAGGAAGAGCGCUCCAAGAUGGCACAAGUGUGA
Messenger RNA from Punctularia strigosozonata HHB-11173 SS5, 1008 nucleotides. RefSeq names its product DUF1295-domain-containing protein. Lineage: Eukaryota; Fungi; Basidiomycota; Agaricomycetes; Corticiales; Punctulariaceae. Gene Ontology annotation, cellular component: membrane. The transcript has 9 exons. Bases 1 to 1008 code for a protein of 335 amino acids. The record is from RefSeq and is a predicted model, not a curated record.